Molecule: messenger RNA, 741 nt
Organism: Ostrea edulis (European flat oyster)
Lineage: Eukaryota; Metazoa; Mollusca; Bivalvia; Ostreida; Ostreidae
Exons: 3
Coding region: 88-543 (151 amino acids)
Source: RefSeq, a predicted model, not a curated record
GAAUGAAAUGCCAGUCAGCGGCACGUACUCCCACGAUAUAAAUACACGCGACGGUGUGAUUUUCAGUUAAACUCAAAAUCGAAAGAGAUGUUACGUUCAACAUUAAAAAGUCUUAGACAAUUUUAUCGUCCGCUUUCUGGACUGUGUGGGAAGCCGGUGAAUGAGUGGGCCACGGGUGCAGUCGUGCCGGGGCGCCUUCCACAGAAAUCUCAAGACUGCAAAUUUUCAACAGAUGACUUUGACUGUCUACAAAUUGACUGCCAGGAGGAGGGGUUCCAGUCCUUCAUGAAUAAUUCUGACCACGGCAUUUUUUCCACAUUGGAAGAAAACAAACCGCAAGUGGUUUUCUUAGAGCACAUGCAGGAAUCAGAUUUCUGGACAAAAAUACACGUACUCAUGCGCAAUCUGGGAUACACCGGAAGUUUCGAGGACUCUCGUCAUGGUCGUGUCAAAGGUGUGUUUAUACGAAAUGACUUAGUGGAGCCCAGAGGUCAAACUGGAGUGGAGACAGUCUACAAGUCGGGUAUACCAGACCCUCUCUAGGACAGGGGAGGGAACUGUGUAAAGCAUUCCCUAAUUUAUCUACCUCAUGUUGUGAUAUUACGUCUUAUGUGAAGUAUUUUAAUUAUGAGACGCUAGCAAUUGAAUCUCAGUAUUAGAAAUCCCUGAGCUUUACUAGAUGUGAUUUAUUAUGUACGUUAUAGUUGUUUACACGCUCUAAUAAAAUUAUGUUAGGUCACA